ACCCCACCAUGAUCUCGGCCUUCUUCAUAUUCAACCAGAAGGGCGAGGUCCUCAUCUCGCGUCUGUACCGAACGGACCUCAAACGCUCCAUCGCCGAUGUAUUCCGGAUCCAAGUCGUCUCGAAUAGUGACGUACGGUCUCCCAUCAUCACCCUAGGCUCGACGAGCUUUUUCCAUGUCCGCGUGAACAACUUGUAUGUUGUGGCGGUGACCAAGUGCAAUGCCAACGCCGCCCUAGUCUUCGAAUUCUGCUACCGUUUUACCUCGAUCGCGAAAUCAUAUUUCGGGAAAGUGGACGAAGAGGCUGUUAAGAACAACUUUGUGUUGAUAUACGAAUUAAUCGAUGAAAUCAUCGACUUCGGUUACCCACAAAACAGCGAAACGGAUACCCUGAAGACAUACAUUACUACGGAGAGCAUCGUAUCUUCCAACAUUGCUGCCGAGGAGUCUUCCAAGAUCACAACACAGGCUACCGGCGCAACAAGUUGGCGAAGAGGCGAUGUCAAAUACAAGAAGAAUGAAGCGUUCGUGGACGUCGUGGAGACAGUAAAUCUGAGCAUGAGUGCGAAAGGCACUGUACUGCGCGCCGACGUGGAUGGCCAUAUCCUCAUGCGUGCAUACCUCUCCGGCACUCCCGAGUGCAAGUUCGGCUUGAACGACAAGCUCGUUAUAGACAAGAACGAUCGUAGCGGGGGCGGAGACGCUGUCCAACUGGAUGAUUGCACGUUCCACCAGUGCGUCCGGCUGGACGAGUUUGACUCCACCCGCACCAUCAGCUUCGUCCCUCCUGAUGGCGAGUUCGAACUCAUGCGGUACCGAUCGACGUCGAACGUCAAACUCCCUCUGCGCAUCAUCCCGACCGUGAACGAAAUCGGGACGACGCAGGUGACCUAUGCUGUGACAGUGAAGGCGAACUUCAACAACAAACUGUCGGCGACGAACGUGGUCCUGCGGAUACCCACGCCCUUGAACACGACUAACGUGGACUGCAAGGUGCCGAUCGGGAAGGCGAAGUAUCAGCCUGCGGAGAACGUUGUCGUGUGGAAGAUCCCACGACUACAGGGUGGCCAAGAAGUGACCUUCUCUGGCCAUGCGCAACUGACGAGCACGACGACACGUCAAGUCUGGGCCCGUCCACCGAUCGACGUCGACUUCCAGGUGCUCAUGUUCACAUCGUCCGGCCUGAUCGUGCGCUUCCUGAAGGUGUUCGAGAAGAGCAACUACCAGAGCGUGAAAUGGGUACGAUACCUUACCAAGGCGAGCGGGUCGUAUCAAAUACGCUUCUGAGGCAAGUGUCCGAGCGAUUCGAGGUACUAUGGACUGUGACGGCGGUUUGUACGUUGGAGGAUGUAUGGAUAUUUGACGAUUCAAUGUCAUGAUGCG
Dichomitus squalens LYAD-421 SS1 is the source of this 1382-nucleotide messenger RNA. RefSeq names its product clathrin adaptor mu subunit. Gene Ontology annotation, molecular function: clathrin-cargo adaptor activity. Bases 9 to 1286 code for a protein of 425 amino acids. Gene Ontology annotation, cellular component: cytoplasmic vesicle; AP-2 adaptor complex. The transcript is spliced from 10 exons. The record is from RefSeq and is a predicted model, not a curated record. Gene Ontology annotation, biological process: intracellular protein transport; clathrin-dependent endocytosis. NCBI's taxonomy places the organism in Eukaryota, Fungi, Basidiomycota, Agaricomycetes, Polyporales, Polyporaceae.